GAGGCGCAGGAUGGAGGUGGUGAGUGUUGUUGGCUAGUGGCUCGGAAACCGUCGCUCUCUCUCUCCGUCUCCCUCCCUGCAGUUCUGUCUUGGAAACAAGCCGUGGCAGCCCUGCUACGUCAUGAGGAUGAACCACACUACAAUCAUGCUGGAUUGUAGCCUCGAUCUUCCUGUUCUCCUGAACUUUCUUCCCCUACCACUUGUCUACAGCCCUAAGCUAUCUGGUCUACCGAGAUGGCAGUGCAAAGACCCUAGCAUUGCAGUGGAUCUGCCGGAAGACAUAGCUAGACUGUUCCGUGAGAAUGUUGGCCACGUCUUCAUUGAGUCUCUCCCUCUAUUUCGACUCCCCGAGACUGGACUUGUGGAUCUUUCAACAGUCGAUGCUCUCCUUCUCUCUAACUGCUUCUCAGCUCUGGCUCUUCCGUUCCUUAUUGAAAAGUAUGGCUUCAGUGGAAAGAUCUUUGCCACAAAACCGACAGUUACAUUCACAAAGCAGUUGAUGGAGGAGCUCUCUCACUAUAUCUAUCGAGCACCUCCUACAGAUCACAGCGCACAGUGGAAGAAUGACUCACUAUGGAGCUCUCUACCAGAUGGGACACUGAAAGAAUCGUCAGAUUUUCACAAUUGGAAGGAACUCUACACAAUGGAAGGUAUCCAGAAAGCUAUCUCAAGAAUACAACCCAUCAGCUACUCUGAAACAAUUGAUUUGUUUCACCACGUGAAAGUGACGGCGCUGAGCUCAGGGUUCUGUCUCGGCAGCUGUAACUGGAUCAUUGAGACUGAAUACAACAAGGUGGCUUACAUAUCGUCGUCGUCGACUUUCACCACUCACCCCUGCCCCAUGGAGCGAGCCAGACUCAAAUCGGCUGACAUACUCAUCAUGAGUGGACUCACCAACGCUCCCUCGGCUAACCCUGACACCAUGCUCGCUGAACUCUGCACCAGAAUGGCCCAAACGCUAAAGAACGGAGGAAACGUUCUCAUUCCCUGCUAUCCAACCGGAGUUCUAUACGACCUACUGGAGUGCCUCAAGGCAUACCUGGAUUCUGCAAAUCUGAGUAACGUCCCUGUCUACUUCAUCUCCCCUGUGGCCAAAAGCUCUCUCUCCUUCUCAAACAUCUUUGCCGAAUGGUUGUGUGAUGCUAAAAAGACCAAAGUGUACCUGCCUGAGCAGCCCUUCCCCCAUGCAGAGGUAAGAGGCAGCUAUGGUGUGAUGGCAAUGAGGGUACCGGCACAGUUAAAAGAAUACCGAAAGACUAUAGCAUGGUUGUGUGUAGCUCAGAGGUUUUCAGAGUAACUUUCAUGGAUUGCUAUGUAAGUCCCCGUUCACAUGAUUUUAUGAAUGGCUUGGAUCUUAAGUAAAUACUUACGUAUAGCUAUACUCUCCCAAUUUCUCAAUAAACUGAACUGCAGUUCAUCAAGAGCGGAAGACUUCGUCAUUUCCCAAACAUUCACGGUGAUCUGGGGAGUGUGUAUCAGACUCCCUGUGUGGUGUUCACGGGUCAUCCAUCGUUGCGGUGUGGAGACUCAGUCCACUUCAUGGAGGCCUGGGGCGGGUCUUCAAAAAACGCCGUCAUUUUCACUGAGCCAGACUUUGAAUAUCUUCAUGCUCUGGCACCAUACCAACCUUUACACAUGAAGGCGUACUACUUUCCCAUUGACCCACGACUAAAUUUCUUUGUAGCCAACAAACUUCUCAAUGAGUUUGCUCCUAGAUGUUUGGUGACCGCCGACAGCUACUUGCCUUCUGCAGCUCAUUCACAGAAAGAAAACGUUUGCUUGCAGCCAGAGAUGCAAUACUAUGGUCUAACACGAGGCAGAGCUGUCACAAUCCCGCUGGAUGGAAAGUUCCAGAAAAUAAUGCUCGACCCAGAACUGGCAAGCAAGCUGCUGCCUCAAGAGAUAUUCCCCGGAGUGUCGGUGACGUCAGUGCUGGGACUGCUGAGCUCUCGCAACAACCAGCACACCCUCGCACCACUCCCUCCUCACCACAGACCCCACACUGUGGGCAAACUGCUGUGGGGGGAGCUGAGUAUUGAGGCCUUCGUACAGGCCCUGAGAGACCAGCAUGGGAUAGUGGAUGUUGUAAUAGAGGGAACAGAGGAGGCUAAAACUCUCAAUAUUUUGGGUGGGAAAGCUACAGUUCUGAUAUCUCCUGAGAAGACUACUAUAAGAGACUGUGCAGAUGACAAACUGAGGGCCAUUCUGAGAGACCUUGUAUUCCGUCUACUAGUUCAGGUGUAGGCUUUAUAUAUUUUUUGUCUGGUGUAAUGAUGGUUUGUGGAGGGGCA
Geodia barretti is the source of this 2291-nucleotide messenger RNA. The record is from the annotation of a GenBank genome assembly. Lineage: Eukaryota; Metazoa; Porifera; Demospongiae; Tetractinellida; Geodiidae.